AUGAAAGGCAUCGCUGAUCUCGUGGAAUCUGCUAUGGAGGAGUCGACCGACUUCAUCGACGAGAAUUCGAUCCUCUCCUCCGCAUCAGACGCGACGGCGGCGAGCACAGCCAAAUCCGCGCCGGCAAAGAGAGGCAAGAAACGGCAUCGCGUCACCAUGCCUUCGAAACCGAAAUCGAAAGUUCAAAAGUCUGCGCCCGCGCCCGCGGCCGGCCCCGGCAGGAAGACUGCGACAAAACGGAUGCCCGCGACAAAGCGCAAAGCUCUUGAGGACCACUUGGAGAACACGGACGUCAAUGGAAACCAAGACUUGGAGGCCUCUGAGGUCGUGCAAGAGGUAUCUGCUCUGAAGCCGAAGAAACCAUCCCGCGCGAAGGCAAAGCCGAAUGCGACCAAGGAAACAGCAGGGACUAACGAAAUGGCUGAAGACAUAAUGGAGACUGAGGGAUCGCCUGUCAUUGUACGCUCGAAACACGCUGCAAGUCGGAACACGCAGGAUGCUCCCAAAGUUAGAGUUACAAACAGGACGAAGGCUGCACCGAAAGCGAAAGCCGUCCAGCAGGCCAGCUCGGCAGAUCCCGAAAUGCAGGAUGAUGAAGUUGAGGAGAUCGAGGAAGACCCCAAAUCAGUGGUGACGGUAGCCAUACCGAAACGGAGGACAGCCAUGCGAGAGGCGUCCAGGACAAGACAAGAAUCAGGGUAUAGGCGACGGGCAGAAAGCGCAUCUGACGCCGAGCGAGGAGAUCCUAACCUUCGCCGCAAAUUGGGGGACAUUACGCGGAAACUCGAGAAUGUCGACCUGAAGUACCGAAACCUCAAGGACGUUGGCAUCAACGAAGCCAAUGCAAACAUGGAGAAAGUCCGCAAGCAAUGUGAUGCCGCAAUGCAGGCGUCCAAUGAGUUGAUCGCAUCAUUGAGAAAAGAGCUGGCUAUGCAGGCCCCUCUGGCCCAGGAAGCUCGACAACUCAAGAAGCAGUUCCAAACCCAGGAAGAAGAAAUGGCCACAAUGCGCCAAACCUUGUCGGGCCUGGAGAAUUCUCUCAGCGCCGCACAAAAUGAGAAUAAGGCACUGCAGGCGAAACUAGCAGCGGCCCGGGCACCUUCAGUCGACAAUGCGAAAGUCAAGACGCCAGGAAGCGCCAUCAAGGCCGCAGGCCAUCGACCACUCAUGAUUGCAAGUGCAGAAGCUGCUCAAGCUGCUCAAGCUGCCCAGACGGCUCAGAUGAAGGAAGACCUGUACAGCGACCUGACGGGCCUCAUUAUUCGCAGUGUGAAGAGAACAGAGGAGGGUGAUACUUAUGACUGCAUUCAGACGGGCCGGAACGGCACGUUGCAUUUCAAGUUGUAUGUCGAUCAAGAGGACGCGAGAACAGCCAGCUUCGAAGAGACCGAGUUUCUCUAUACGCCUCUUCUGGAUGCCAACCAGGACCGCGCGAUGAUCGACCUGAUGCCGAGUUAUCUCACCGAGGACAUCACAUUUGCCAGACAGAACGCCGCCAAGUUCUAUGGCAGGGUCGUGGAUACCUUGACCAAAAGACGAACCGAGGAAUGA
Capronia epimyces CBS 606.96 is the source of this 1551-nucleotide messenger RNA. RefSeq lists its product as uncharacterized. The record is from RefSeq and is a predicted model, not a curated record. The coding region runs from base 1 to 1551 and encodes 516 amino acids. NCBI's taxonomy places the organism in Eukaryota, Fungi, Ascomycota, Eurotiomycetes, Chaetothyriales, Herpotrichiellaceae. Gene Ontology annotation, biological process: meiotic sister chromatid segregation; attachment of mitotic spindle microtubules to kinetochore; homologous chromosome segregation. Gene Ontology annotation, cellular component: monopolin complex; chromosome, centromeric core domain; nucleolus. Gene Ontology annotation, molecular function: microtubule site clamp; protein binding. The transcript has 2 exons.